Molecule: messenger RNA, 1956 nt
Organism: Moneuplotes crassus
Lineage: Eukaryota; Ciliophora; Spirotrichea; Euplotida; Euplotidae
Source: the annotation of a GenBank genome assembly
AUCAGAUCUCAUUGUAAUUAUUUUACAUUGUUAGAAUAUGGACAACUCCAACCCAGAACCUCACGAUCAGCAUGAUGAUCAUGAAGAACAAAGGAAGAAGAAGCAAGAGUUCAUUCAGAAGGAAAUCCUUGAUAAACGGUAUGACCGGAUUGAUUUUGCCUCGUAUAUGUAUGAAUGUAAGGAAGAUGGCACUAAUAUUGACAACUGGAAGCUUGAAGAGUUGAUGGAUAUUGUACAGGAUUUUAAAGGCAUACAUAAACCUCUUGAGAAUAGUCAAGAGCUUGAACAUAGUCAAGAGCUUGAGCCACUCGAAAUCCAGGAAGACCAAGAUUAUAUGCCUGAAGAGCCAAGCUCACCUGAAAUGCCUGAAGUAGAGCCAGUCAUUAAGCAAACAAAGAAGGAGAUUAGCGAACUCUCAUAUUUCAAAAAGAGUGAACUCAAAGUAUGAGUGUAUGACGGACUUAUCAAGAAAGGAGGGUUCCUCCAAUUUUCAUUUAUCUCAUACAAAGUGACUUUAGAACCCUUAGAAUAUUUUGUCAGGAGAAGGGAGGAAGAUUUCCAGGCAUUACGUAAAUACCUUGUCAAGAAGUACCCUUCACAAGUUAUCCCACCUCUGAUCAUCCCAUCCACGAAGAAGAAGGAAGAUGAGAUUCUGAAGAAGGAAAAAUAUUUUACUAAAUUCCUGACGAAUGUUAUCAGAAACAGAAACCUCAGAGGCUGAAUGUUUCUUCAAGAGUUCCUCACUAUCAGAGAUGACAAAGAGUUCAAGGCCCAGAAGAAGUUACGAGAAAAGGAGAAAGAACCGACACUUUUAUCACAGCAGUUUACAGCAACUGGAGAGGUAGAUGCCACACCUCAAAAGGAUGUGUGGAAGUUCUCCAGCAAAAUGCCUGAGUUCAUCAACAAUUACACUGCAAUUAACAAGAACAUUCAGGAGGCUAGCUUAGCCUUCUCUGAAAAGACAGCUGAAUUGGCUGACAUCGUCUAUGAUCUGAGCAAGUAUUAUGAGGGACUAGGAAUAAUGUAUAACAACAUGGAGAUAAAGAAUAUGUAUCAGAUUCACAAGUUCAUGAGUGAUGUCAUGACGUGCUGGGGAGACACCUACACAGAGCAAAGUAUUUUAAUGCGGACCCAAUUUUCCAAAUUCUUUACCUACCACUGUCAUGAAGCUGGCCCAAUGAGAGAUCUUCUGAAGAAAAGACUGAAUUAUAAAGAAGACUAUGCUAGAGCCGAGAUCAGACUUAAUGAGAAGAAAGAAAGGCUUUUUAAAUCCCAAGAUUUUGAAAAGUGGCAACUUGAUAGUGAAGGAAUUGCAAAACUUGCUCAGCUCAAGACUAAUGAGGAGAUGGCAAAGAAGCACAUGCUCUCAAAAGAGACUAAGGCUGUUGACGAGAAAAGAAACUUGCUUCACUACUUCAGUAACCAAGUAAAAGAGCAAACAACAGAUAUAAUGGAUAACAACUACACUGACUUAUGAGUUCAUCUCAUCGAUUAUGCUUGCGAUCAGAAGAAGAUAUAUUCAAAAGGGAUUGGCAACUGGAACGCUCUUUUUGAACACUUCAAUGGCUUAGACCUAGAUAUCUAUGACGAUGAAGCUGAGCCAAAAGAUGCUCCAGCCAAAAAUCAGAGCCAAGAUGAAAAAUCAGAAUCUCCAAAGAAGACCAAAGAGCUUAAAAUAGACCCUUACAUAGAGGAAGAAAAGAAUGAUGAAAGUUAUAGCGAAGAAGGCCAUCCUAACCAAGAUCAUCAUGACCAGAGCUUGGAGAAAAGUGGGGAAUUAGAAGGUAUUGAUCAUCCAUCUCUGGCAAAGCCAGAUUUGAAACAGCCAAAGCCAAGUAAAGAUAUUGCAGCACCCAAAAAGGAGGCUGAUGAUGGCAAAGGAGUUGACAUAGAGGAUGAGUAUGACAUGGCGAACCCAUUCGAUGAAUAAUUCUGCACAAUAAUCCUAACCUAUGA